AUGGUUUUGAAGAUAAUGGAUGCUACCUUUUCUAAGCUACAUCUGAAGCUAAAUAUCAUUUGGGCCAAAGAAAUCCACUUUCAGGCAGUUAGUUACCCCAACAGUACCAGACAAUGGCUCUUCCUUCACUCCUGCUAUGCAACUCCAAAUCCAAAUCCCAAUUCCAGACCACAAUACACUGUAAUUGACAACUAUGGGUGUAUGGUGGAUAGUAAACAGGAAAGCUGCUCCUCCAGAUUUGAGAGGCCAAGGAUGGCUAAUGUCGUCUCCUUUACAGUAUCUGCUUUCCAGUUUAAUGACCACAAGCAGGUUUACUUUCACUGCAAGAUGUUUACAAAGAAAAGCCAAGAUGUGACCAACACUGCCAAGUUCUGCACUUACAACAAAAAACUGGCAAGGUGGCAAGAGCUUGGUGGUCAUGACAGAGUAUGUGAAUGCUGUGACUUCGUCUGUGGCCCUUCAGAAUAUGAAGAAG
This is a messenger RNA of Polypterus senegalus (gray bichir), 475 nucleotides long. Its product is annotated as zona pellucida sperm-binding protein 3-like. The annotation marks the transcript as partial. Gene Ontology annotation, molecular function: acrosin binding. The transcript has 5 exons. The record is from RefSeq and is a predicted model, not a curated record. Gene Ontology annotation, cellular component: extracellular matrix. NCBI's taxonomy places the organism in Eukaryota, Metazoa, Chordata, Cladistia, Polypteriformes, Polypteridae. Gene Ontology annotation, biological process: binding of sperm to zona pellucida; egg coat formation; positive regulation of acrosome reaction.